Amborella trichopoda is the source of this 1523-nucleotide messenger RNA. Its product is annotated as putative lactoylglutathione lyase, chloroplastic. Gene Ontology annotation, molecular function: metal ion binding; lactoylglutathione lyase activity. The record is from RefSeq and is a predicted model, not a curated record. Gene Ontology annotation, cellular component: cytoplasm. NCBI's taxonomy places the organism in Eukaryota, Viridiplantae, Streptophyta, Magnoliopsida, Amborellales, Amborellaceae.
AGAGAGGAGAGAGACAGCCCGCAGAGAAACCAGCUGCAUCUUAGAGAGAGAGAGAGAGAGAGAGAGAGAGUGGGAGAGAGUAAUGGAGAGGAUUGCAAUGGCCUCUUCCACCAUGCCCUUGGCUUCUUUCCGAGCCCAUUCUCUCUCUUAUCUUAGGAAGAUGCCAUGGAAAAGCUCGGUGAAAGCUUGCUUUAACACCUCUCUAAUGGCGUCCGGUCCCUCACGAAGAGCGGCCCUCCUGCAUAUAGGCAGUGCUAUUCAGCAGGCGCACCUGUUUGGUAUAAAGGCAUCUAGUAUAUUAAGAGCAGAGGGAAAUGUUGCAGAGGCAAGGACUUCUACCAAUAUGGCACAAGCUAGCACCACUGUGAGCCAGGAAUAUAUCCUGGACUGGGCUAAAAAGGAUAAUAGGAGACUUCUUCAUGUCGUUUAUCGUGUUGGAGACUUGGACAAGACCAUUAAAUUUUAUACAGAGUGCUUGGGGAUGAAAUUGCUGAGGAAGCGUGACAUACCUGAAGAGAGAUAUACAAAUGCUUUUCUUGGGUAUGGUCCAGAAGAUUCACAUUUUGUGGUGGAACUCACUUAUAACUAUGGAGUGGAUAAAUAUGAUAUAGGUACUGGUUUUGGUCAUUUCGGUAUCGCAGUUGAGGAUGUUUACAAAACGGUAGAACUCAUUAAAGCAAAGGGAGGAAAGGUUACUCGGGAACCUGGUCCUGUAAAAGGUGGCAAUACUGUUAUUGCUUUCGUCGAAGAUCCGGAUGGCUAUAAAUUUGAGCUUUUAGAAAGAGGGCCUACACCCGAGCCCUUGUGCCAAGUAAUGCUUCGGGUGGGAGAUCUUGAUCGUUCUAUCAAUUUUUAUGAGAAGGCUUUUGGCAUGGAGCUCCUGCGCAAACGAGACAAUCCCGAGUACAAGUACACUAUUGCCAUGAUGGGUUAUGGCCCCGAAGACAAAAAUACGGUCUUGGAGUUGACGUACAACUAUGGCGUCAAAGAAUAUGAAACGGGAAAUGGUUAUGCUCAGAUUGCAAUAGGCACUGAUGAUGUCUAUAAGACAGCAGAAGCAAUCAAAUUAGCUGGUGGAAAAAUCACUCGUGAACCAGGUCCACUACCUGGAAUCAAUACAAAGAUCACAGCCUGCUUGGAUCCUGAUGGUUGGAAAUCGGUUUUUGUCGACAACCUUGAUUUUGCUAAGGAGCUAGAGUGAGGGAAAACCCGCAGAAAGUGCUGAGCUCAUUACCUUAAAAUUUGCCCGUGGCUCGCCCGGCUUUGGACAAAGUCGUUAUUUUUGGAGAUUCAAGCGCUUGGAGAAUCCAUUCUGUAGAGAGAGAGAGAACGAAGAUACUCAUACUACCUUCCUCUGUAAAUUUAGGAAUAAACAUGUCCUCGAGGUAGUGUAUUUGCAGAAGAUAGAUAGUUUUUGUUCAAUUUCUUGAUCUAAAUUUAACGUCGAUUCCCUUUCUUUCACAUAUCUAUCCUCUUUAACAUAAAAUAACAUUGGUACCUAAAUUCACGUCUAUGUUCUCUCA